This is a messenger RNA of Nematolebias whitei (Rio pearlfish), 1309 nucleotides long. It is a transcript of the gene serpinf1, whose product is annotated as serpin peptidase inhibitor, clade F (alpha-2 antiplasmin, pigment epithelium derived factor), member 1. The coding region runs from base 35 to 1255 and encodes 406 amino acids. The transcript is spliced from 8 exons. The record is from RefSeq and is a predicted model, not a curated record. Gene Ontology annotation, biological process: negative regulation of endopeptidase activity; negative regulation of angiogenesis. Gene Ontology annotation, molecular function: serine-type endopeptidase inhibitor activity. Lineage: Eukaryota; Metazoa; Chordata; Actinopteri; Cyprinodontiformes; Rivulidae.
CAGGAGAGACGUGGACCCGUCCGGAUCAGAGAGGAUGAAGCGACCGACGUUCCUGCUAGUGUUUGCAGUCGUCCUGAACUCCUGCCUGGCUCAGUUGGAGUCAGGAGGCGAGGAAGAAGUUGGACUGGAGGAAGAACAUGUGGAGCUCUUCACCACACCCACAACAAAGAUGGGCGCCGCAACCUCAGACUUCGGCUACAAUCUUUUCCGUGCUCUGUCGAGCCGCGAAGCUACAGCCAACAUCUUCCUGUCGCCCAUCAGCGCAUCUGCGGCUCUGACCCAGCUGUCCAUGGGGGGCUCUGGACAUGCUCAGAGCCAGCUGUACCGAGCCCUAAGGUACCACGCCCUGCAGGACCCUCAGCUCCACAACACCCUGAAGGACCUGCUGGCUUCAGUGAAGACUUCAGGGAAAGGUCUGAGCGCCGCCGCUCGCCUCUACAUGGCACGCCGACUUCGUCUGAAGCAGGACUUCUUCAAGCUGGUGGAGCAGCAGUACGGAGUUCGACCUAAAGCCUUACUGGGAGGAACUAAAGACCAGAAAGAAAUCAAUGACUGGGUGUCUCAGCAGACUGGAAGGAAGGUCCAGCAGUUUCUGACCAAGCCCCUCCCCCGUACCUCCGGGGUUACCGUCGUGAGCGCCGCCUACUUUAAAGGGAAGUGGGUGACUCGCUUCAGUCAGAGCGGAGCUCUACAGAACUUCCAGGUGGAUGGAGGGCUACCAGUCCAGGUUCCCAUGAUGCAACAGGACAACUACCCAGUGAAGAUGGGGGUUGACUCAGACCUACACUGCACGAUCGCUCAGAUCCAGAUGCAGAACGACAUCAGCAUGUUCGUCUUCCUGCCUGACGAGGUGACGACCAACACCACUCUGCUGGAGGAGAGUCUGACCGCCGAGUUUGUCCAGGACCUGUCCAUGGCGCUCCAACCGGCCCAGGUGACCCUGACGCUUCCUGUCCUGAGGCUCAGCUACUCCACAGACUUACUGCCGCUGCUCGGUGACCUCGGUCUAGCUGAGUGGCUGGAGAACCCAGAACUGGAGAAUAUCUCGAAUCAGCCCGCCAAACUCAGCAGCGUCAACCACAAGGUUGUUAUGGAGACCGCCCCCGAGGGUAACCAGUACCCCGGCGCCAUCCCGACACCCGCCCACCUUGCGUACCGAGUGGACCAGCCCUUCAUCUACCUGAUCCGGGACGAACCGUCGGGGGCGCUGCUGUUCAUCGGCAAAGUGGUUAACCCCAAAGACCUGACAAUAUAACACACACACACACACACACGCACACGCACACGCACGCACACACACACACUCUUA